Messenger RNA from Helianthus annuus (common sunflower), 486 nucleotides. RefSeq lists its product as uncharacterized. The coding region runs from base 1 to 486 and encodes 161 amino acids. The transcript has a single exon. NCBI's taxonomy places the organism in Eukaryota, Viridiplantae, Streptophyta, Magnoliopsida, Asterales, Asteraceae. The record is from RefSeq and is a predicted model, not a curated record.
AUGGAGUCCAAACUUCAUCCGGCUCUCACCGUCUCUAACAUCAAAACACAUGUUCCAAUUCUUUUGGAGAAAGAUUCAACACACUAUACCACCUGGAAAACUCUAUUCAAGGUGCACUGUCAGAUUUACGAAGUGCUCGACCACUUGUCUCCCAAACAGCCCGCUCCAAAAACUGCAGCCGAACCUUCUGAUGCAGCCGCUUCCGCCAAGGAUGAAGUCGCCGCCCGUGCGGCUGAAACUUUAUGGACACAGCUAGACGUUGUGGUUCUCCAGUGGAUCUACGCCACCAUCUCUGCGCCUCUUCUUCACAUAAUCUUACAACCAGGUCAGACCGCUCAUGAUGCUUGGUCAGCCGUUGAACACGAAUUUAAUGAUAACAAAAAUACUCGAGCCAUCUUUCUCGGCCAAGAGUUUGCUAACCUGUCACUUGAAAAUUUCUCCAACAUGGCUGAUUAUUGUCAGCAUGCGAAGCACCUUGCCGAAUAA